UGGAGGCGGACAUGGAGCCGGAUCUCAGAGGUCCUGAAAUCGUCACCAUGGGGGAAAAUGACCCACCCGCGGCUGAGGCCCCCUUCUCCUUCAGGUCGCUUUUCGGACUUGAUGAUUUGAAAAUAAGCCCUGUUGCACCAGAUGCGGAUGCAGUGGCGGCGCAGAUACUGUCCCUCCUGCCGCUGAAGUUCUUUCCCAUCAUCGUCAUUGGGAUCAUCGCGUUGAUCAUAGCGCUGGCCAUUGGUCUGGGCAUCCACUUCGAUUGUUCUGGAAAGUACCGGUGUCGGACCUCUUUCAGGUGUAUUGAGCUGACAGCGCGGUGUGACGGAGUCUCGGACUGCAGGGACGGGGAGGAUGAGUUCCGCUGCGUGCGUGUGAGCGGCCGCCACGCGGCGCUCCAGGUGUUCGCGGCUGCCACCUGGAGGACCGUGUGCUCUGACGACUGGAGAGGUCACCACGCCAGCGUCGCCUGUGCCCAGCUGGGGUUUCCAAGCUACGUGAGUUCGGAUGCCCUCAGGGUGGACCUGCUGGAGGAGCAACUGCAAGGGGACUUUGCCUCCAUCAACCACCUCCUGCCCGAUGACAAAGUGACCGCGCUGCACCACUCGGUGUACCUGAGGGCGGGAUGUGCCUCGGGUCACGUGGUUACCUUGAAGUGCACUGCCUGCGGCCUGAGGACGGGCUACGGCGCACGCAUCGUGGGCGGAAACGUGUCCUCGCUGGCGCAGUGGCCGUGGCAGGCCAGCCUUCAGUUCCAGGGCUACCACCUGUGUGGGGGCUCCGUCAUCACGCCCGUGUGGGUGGUCACCGCGGCCCACUGCGUCUACGACCUGUACGCCCCCAAGUCGUGGACCGUCCAGGUGGGCCUGGUCUCCCUGCUCGACAGCCCGGCCCCCUCCCAGCUGGUGGAGAAGAUCAUCUACCACAGCAAGUACAAGCCCAAGAGGCUGGGCCACGACAUCGCGCUCAUGAAGCUGGCCGGGCCGCUCCCCUUCGGUGUUUCAGUGGCACAGGAGCAGAUGCAUUUGUGGCAGACUGGAGCGGUUAUGGCAGGGACCACAGGGCCACAAAGCCCCCGGUGUUUACUGUGUGGCCCUUCAGAGGAAAGAUGGCAGCCGCUCAUCCAGACUCGCUCGAGAGCUGAUCCAGCCCGUCUGUCUGCCCAACUCCGAAGAACAGUUCCCCGAUGGAAAAAUGUGCUGGACGUCGGGAUGGGGGGCCACAGAGGAUGGAGGGGAUGCCUCCCCGGUCCUCAACCACGCCGCUGUGCCCUUAAUCUCCAACAAGAUGUGCAACCACCGGGAGGUGUACGGCGGCAUCAUCUCCCCCUCCAUGCUCUGUGCCGGCUACCUGCAGGGCGGUGUGGACAGCUGCCAGGGGGACAGCGGGGGACCGCUGGUGUGUCAGGACAGGAGGGUGUGGAAGUUGGUGGGGGCGACAAGCUUCGGCAUCGGCUGUGCCGACGUGAACAAGCCUGGCGUCUACACACGCAUCACCUCCUUCCUGGACUGGAUUCACGAGCAGAUGGAGAGGGACCUGAAAACCUGAGGAGAAGAGAACAGGCGGCCACCUUGAGUGCCCGCCGUGAUAGAAACACCGUCCUUCCACGGGUCCCGGGGGGUAACUUGCGCAUGAGCCUCCUGUGCCCUUCUGCCACCACCGCAGAACCCCGAGAAGGAGCAUCUUUCUGUCCCCGCGAUCUAGAACGGCCUGCUCCUAGCCCUCUACAGGCUCCUGAGGAGCUGGGCUACCAUGACCCUGAAGCUCCUUUGUGAUGUGACCUUCCCUGAGCUCAGAAGCAGGGGCACCUUGGUGGUGGUGGCUGUUCACUUUCCUCUGUGCUGGGGCAUUCACCGUGACUGAGAGUCACGCGCAUCUCCCCACAGUCCCCCCGGCUCCCAGGGAGGACACGCCAGCCAGAGCCGCAAGGGGGCGUCGUGGUGGAUGUUGCCGUUGGCACCGUCUUUAUCCCGGGGCACCGGGACCAAACCAGAUCUUCCUACUUCCAAGAACCCUUUCCACCUGUGAGAACUUAACCCACGAGUAAUUAUUAUAUGGUUUCUCUCUA
Messenger RNA from Suricata suricatta (meerkat), 2068 nucleotides. RefSeq names its product transmembrane serine protease 3 (gene TMPRSS3). Lineage: Eukaryota; Metazoa; Chordata; Mammalia; Carnivora; Herpestidae. The record is from RefSeq and is a predicted model, not a curated record. The transcript is spliced from 13 exons. Gene Ontology annotation, cellular component: membrane. Gene Ontology annotation, biological process: proteolysis; acrosome reaction. Bases 12 to 1775 code for a protein of 587 amino acids. Gene Ontology annotation, molecular function: serine-type endopeptidase activity; protein binding.